CCUACGAGCUGGCCGCUUGAGGGGGUGUCGGCGUCUCUUUCUUUUUCUGAGGCUGGUGCAAGCUUCGCGUGUCGUCCGUUUCCUGGACGACUGGGCUGCGUGCUCCAGGUCAGACAGAAGGGCAGGAGGACGGGCGAAGCAAGGCCUUUUCUGAGGUUUGGCUGAGCAGAGCCUUCCUGAGUGUCCGCUGGGCUCUAGAACUCGGGGUUGCGGCUUGUCCACACUUGAGUUUCCUCAGGCUCAUAGAAAGUCUUUUUAAGAAAUACUGACUCCCAGGCCCUUCCUCAGACUCGUUAGUGGAGGUGUUAGGACUGCGUUGACUGGACUUCCAAAGAGCUUCCGUCUCUGGCCUGUUGGAGAAGCAGCAAGGAGAUCUUGACGGCAUUAUUGUUGGGGCUGUUAGGGGAAGAUCCACCCCCAACAGCGCCAGCAUCUCCCCGGCAGACUGACCCAUCCUCUGGCCCUCACAGGGGUUUUGCAGAGGCUGAAGAGUAGUUGUCUAGCUGAGUUGUGACUGGCUACAGAUGCGGAGGAGCUCCUGGUGGCAGCUGGAAUUAAAAGGCCUGAAGAUCAUACUUCAGGAGAUUGCAGUAGAGUGAGGCCUGAGAUUUUAGGGUGUAUCCAGUUCUCACUGAAUACUGGGCCCACUGAGCGUGGGGCCCACACUCCUGAAGAAAACCCACCUCAGUCCAGGUCUUCAUUCACAGCCCAAUGGCAGUCCCAGCAGCCCUGGCAGGACUCCAGGCAGAAGCCAACUGUCCCGUCUGUCUGGAUUACCUCAGAGACCCUGUCACCACCGAAUGUGGGCACAACUUCUGUCGCUGCUGCAUCCAGCGGUCCUGGGCUGAUUUCAAGGACAGGUUCCCGUGCCCUGUGUGCCGUCAUGCAUGCCAGGAGAGGCACUUGAGGAGCAACACCCAGCUGGGAAGGAUGAUUGACAUUGCCAAGCUCCUCCACAUCACCAGGACCAAGAAGAGGAGGCCGGAAGAGAAACAUUUGUGUGAGAAGCACAACCAGGUCCUGACCCUUUUCUGUGAGGAGGACCUCGAGGUGUUGUGUCCCAAGUGCACACAGCCCCCUGACCACCAGGGCCACUUGGUGAGGCCCAUGGUGGAGGCUGCCUCUCAUCACAGGCAGAGGCUCAGCCGUUACAUUGAGCCCUUGAAGAAGCAGAUGGAAAAUGUUCAGAAAUUAAUAAACAUUCAAAGCAAAAAACCCUUAGAGCUGAAAGAGAAGGUGGAAAAUCAAAGGCAGGAAUUACUCUCUGAAUUUGAGUGCUUGAAGCAAUUUUUAGACCGUGAUCAAGAAGCCGUUCUUCUGAGGCUAGCUGAUGAAGAGAAAGACAUUCAGCAGAAACUCAGUGCGAACAUCACCGCAUUUUCAAACUACAUCUCCAUACUCAGAGGUCUGCUUAGUAAAGUAGUUGAGAACAGUGUGCUGUCUGAAGUGGAAUUGCUGUCACAAAUUAAAAAUUUCUACAGGAGGUCUGAGGAUGAGAUCAGUCCAUCAAUUUUCUCAAUCCAGUUAAGAAGGGAAGGCUGCAGCUUUCCUCCCCAGUAUUCUGCUUUGCAGAAAAUUAUAAACAAAUUUAGAGUAGACAUUACCCUAGACCACGAGACGGCACACCCCAACUUGAUUGUCUCAGAGGAUAAGAAAUACGUGACGUUUUCGAAGAGAAAACAGAAUGUUCCUCAUUUUCCAAAAAGGUUUACAGCCAACACAGUUGUCCUGGGUUUUCCAUAUUUUUACUCUGGCAGGCAUUACUGGGAGGUAGAAGUGGGAGACAAAUCUGAAUGGGCUGUGGGGAUUUGCAAAGACUCACUCCCCCCUAAGGCCAGGAGAUCUCCGCAGCCCUGGCAGGGCUGCUGGGUGAUUCAGCGGCAGGAAGAUCGCUAUGAGGUGGUGGGAGCCACGGCAACCGUGCUGCUUUUGGCUGUGAACCCCAGAGGCAUUGGCAUUUUCUUGGACUAUGAGCUGGGUGAGAUCUCAUUUUAUAACAGGACUGAAAAAUCUCACAUCUAUACUUUCACUGACACUUUUACUAGACCUCUUAGGCCUUAUUUCUAUGUAGGACCUGAUUCAAAACCUCUCAGGAUCUGUAUGGGGACAGAUUGUGAGUGAAAACUGCCUGGAUCAUCUUAGUAGUUAGUUUUCAAGAAUGGAAGGUGGAUGGGCUAGUGUAUUAAUAUGUCAGUAAAGCUAAUUUUCCACUUCCCCCAGUUUUUUUUCUUCUCAUUUUAAUCCAAGAAGAAAGUUCUAUUUUGUUUCACCAGUUCUCUAGAAAACAGUAAUGCCUCUCUCCAGGAAUAAAGGGGUUUGCUGGGUCUGUGGGUGAUAAGUUUAUCAGAGUGUAGAUGGAGUUUGCAAGGGAUUAAUAACCAAAACAACUGGUCACCUUAGCCUCAGCUCUGAACUUGUGCUAUUAAAACAUUGUGCUCAGGGAAUGUGGGUGGCUUAGUCAAGCGGUUGCCUUCCACUCAGGUUUUGAUACCACAGUCCUAGAAUCAGGCCCUGCCUCGGCCUCCCUACUCAGGAGGGAGUCUGCUUCUCCCUCCUCUCCCUUUGCCUGCUGUUCUGCCUACUUGCAAGAUCUGUCAAAUAAAAAAGUCUUAAAAAAACAAACUGCUCUUGCUGCCAUGUACAAGUUGUGUACUAGACAGGAGCCAAUUGUAACCUUGGUUUUCUCUAAGCACUCAGUUUGAAGGGGUUGGGGGUGGGCAUCAGAGAGAGCCUUUAACAUACCAGGGUUUGACAGCUUUUCCCCUUACCCCAAGGAGCCAGCUGCUGGUGGCACUUGCUACAUCUGCUUUCUUAGAAACCCUUUACAUAGUUUUCAUUUCAUUCUAAAUUUCCUCCCCCCUUUUUUAAAAGAUUUUAUUUAUUGAGAGAGCACA
Mustela erminea (ermine) is the source of this 2894-nucleotide messenger RNA. RefSeq names its product putative tripartite motif-containing protein 75. Bases 712 to 2121 code for a protein of 469 amino acids. Lineage: Eukaryota; Metazoa; Chordata; Mammalia; Carnivora; Mustelidae. The transcript has 2 exons. The record is from RefSeq and is a predicted model, not a curated record. Gene Ontology annotation, molecular function: zinc ion binding; protein binding.